This is a messenger RNA of Lingula anatina, 660 nucleotides long. RefSeq lists its product as uncharacterized. Lineage: Eukaryota; Metazoa; Brachiopoda; Lingulata; Lingulida; Lingulidae. The record is from RefSeq and is a predicted model, not a curated record.
AUGGCACAAAAGUCUAAGACCGACUGGGAAAGGGACUGGGAGUCAGCUGGAUUGAGUCCUUGCAGUCCUCACGAAAAAACACGUAAUCAGUACUCCAAGUGGGCUACUCGCUACGACAAGGAACUUACAGAUAACAUGGGAUACGUGGCGCCGAAGAUAGCAGCUGAGACACUGACAAAAUGGGUGAAAGUCAAAGAUGCCCGAAUACUAGAUGCAGGUGCAGGGACGGGGUUGGUUGGAAAAUGCCUCCAACAACUAGGAUAUAACAACCUGGAUGCACUUGAUAUCUGCCCUGAGAUGCUUGAAAUUGCCGAGAAAAAAGGUGUAUACAAGAAUAUGUAUGUCGAUAUUCUUGGUGGUCCUAACCCAAUCCAACUGCCGUCAAACCAGUAUGAUGCAGUGCUAUGUGUUGGAGUUAUUGAGCACCUCGGUCCCCUUGUGUUAGAUGAACUGAUCAGGAUCACCAAACACAAUGGUAUUAUUGUCUUCACCCUGCGCGUCGACAUCGCAGAAGAUCCAGAUGAAGUUGAUUUCAAACAGACACUGCCAAAGAUAGAAUCCGAACACAAAGUGAUACUUCUUGCCAAACCUCGCACUGCUUAUCGUGAUCUUACCGAUUGCUUUAUGUAUACUUACAGAGUACUGAAAGGAACUGAAUAA